Messenger RNA from Orbicella faveolata, 859 nucleotides. RefSeq lists its product as uncharacterized. The record is from RefSeq and is a predicted model, not a curated record. Gene Ontology annotation, cellular component: mediator complex. Gene Ontology annotation, biological process: positive regulation of transcription by RNA polymerase II. Gene Ontology annotation, molecular function: transcription factor binding; transcription coregulator activity. NCBI's taxonomy places the organism in Eukaryota, Metazoa, Cnidaria, Anthozoa, Scleractinia, Merulinidae.
UCUAAAUUUGUGCAUUAUCAGCAUUCAAAUUGUAACUUUCGAUUUCAAUAUCUCAAUAUUGGCCAUUUAUAGACGGAUCUUUCAAACCAUAAAAAUAGUUCUAAUUUUAACCAGUACAUAAAGAGCCAUUACUUUAUCGCAUAUGAUAACAGCUGUUUAAAAAGACUUACAUGCGUUGAGUGAUGCAGAAUUACGAGUUAAGCUUCUUUGGAACAUAAAUGCACAAAAUUGCCAAGCCGGAAUUUCGCAUCGAUUUUCUCAAAUGGCAACCUGCACUGCGUUAAGCUAAAUGAUUGAAGCAUUUUGUUGUCCGACAACUCCGUCAGAAAGUAAUAGCAACCUUUUAGUAAAACAUGGCUUCGAGCAGACUUACCAAAAGAGCAAAAAAGUGAAGGAGGGAUUGAGUUCGUUUUUGCCGCAUUUGCCCGGUGUUUUGGAUGAGCUGGGAGGACCAGAAAAUAGUCUUCGUUCUGUGGUUGACAAGCCUCCUAUUGGUGAAAAGGAGCUUCUUCCAUUAACUGGCCACUCCUUGUCUGGAUUUCGCUUAAACCCUGGUCCAAUUCCUGAGCAGUUUCGCUUUAUGAGUCAGCAUCCAGUGAAGAAGAAACAUAAGCACAAGAAGCACAAAAGCCAGGAAAGUGAACGGAGUAAAGAAGGAGGUGAGGCAGUCAGCCAGGCGUCAAAUCCAUUGGAGCAAGACAAGCCUACUCCCUCUUCUACUGAAAAACCUGAAGUUGUACAUGAUUCGAAGAAACACAAAAAACAGAAAAAGCAUGAAGAUGGUGAACGAAAGAAGAAAAAGAAGGAAAAGAAAAAGAAAAAGGUAACUCACAAAAUUUUAUUCGGGUCUUAAGUUCAU